AUGAGUUUAAAUAGUCCAAAAAUAUUUGGUAAUAGAUUCAUAUUCAAGAAAAAAUUAUCCCAAGGCUCAUUUGGAAUUGUAUAUUUGGUACUUGAUAGAGCAACAAAUACGGAAUGUGCUUUGAAGGCAGAAAAAGAAGAGUAUGAAGAGUCAAAAACCUUAGAAAAAGAAAUAGCCAUGCUAAUUUAGUUAGACAAUGUGGUUGGUAUUCCAAAAUUGAUAUGGCAUGGCAUUGAUGGAUAAAUAUAAUUAAUGGCGAUAGAAUUAUUGGGCAAGGACUUAGCUUAUUAUUUUAAAUAAUAUCGGAAAUUUUCAUUGAAAUGUUGUUUGCAAGUUUGCUAUGAUUGCUUGGAAAUUUUGAAAAAUAUUCACAAAAAAUUUAUAAUUCAUAGAGAUUUGAAACCAGAGAAUAUUAUGAUGUCUAAAGAAUUAGAUUAAAUAUACAUAGUCGACUUUGGCAUAAGCAAGAUAUAUUUUGAAGCUGAUCAUAUGUAAAUAUUACCUUUUAGAGAAGACAAAGACUUUAUUGGCACAACAAGAUAUGCAUCAAUUGCUGCUCAUAAAGGAUAUGAAUUAGGUAGAAAAGAUGAUCUAGAGUCCCUCAUCUAUGUGAUAAUCUAUUUUUUAAGAGGCAAUCUUCCAUGGUAGAACAUGCCUGUGGAAGAUAGCGAGAGAAACCGUCUAGUGGGAGAAAUGAAAUAAACAAUUCCAUUAUAAGAGUUAAUUGGAAAUAAAUUACCAGAAUUAAUUAAAGCCUUAUCAUACAUUAGAAAAUUAAAAUUUGAGGAACAACCUGACUAUGAAUAUAUCAAAAACUUAAUUGAAGAAGCAGCUGAAAAUAAUAAUAUUAAAUUAGAUGGCUAUUAUGAUUGGAAUGAAGGUGUCAAACUUAGCAAAAAGUUAUCAGAAUCAAGACUAUCAUAGGAUAAAAAGGAAUAACAUUCACCAAAAUAAUAAGCUAAUUGCACAUCCAAAAUAUCUAAUCAAGUUAUUUGGUCACUCUUUGAUAACUCCAUUCCUUAAUCUUAAAAGAAUUUAUUAGCUCCCCCAGAUACCAAAUAUAAUAGAGGAGAAGUCCGUCAUUUAACUAGUUCUUCUAAUAAUUCUUUUUUUAUGGGUUCGCACAGUUCAUUGAGAUUGAAGUACUUACCAUCUUAAAUGAAUAAGAAAUCUAAUUCAGUUUUAAAGAGAAUGGUUUCUAUAGAGUUUAUAUCCAAUUAAGAAUCAAUAUAUAAUGAGUACAUGGAUGAAAAUUUUGAAGAUUACCCAUUGCAACUAAAAAUCACAUAAGCAAAUUCAAUGCAGAAAAUGUAAGAAUUUAUUUGA
This is a messenger RNA of Paramecium tetraurelia, 1326 nucleotides long. RefSeq lists its product as uncharacterized. NCBI's taxonomy places the organism in Eukaryota, Ciliophora, Oligohymenophorea, Peniculida, Parameciidae. The record is from RefSeq and is a predicted model, not a curated record. The transcript has 3 exons. Gene Ontology annotation, cellular component: cytoplasm; nucleus. Gene Ontology annotation, molecular function: ATP binding; protein serine/threonine kinase activity. Gene Ontology annotation, biological process: endocytosis; signal transduction; peptidyl-serine phosphorylation.